Messenger RNA from Capsella rubella, 2985 nucleotides. RefSeq lists its product as uncharacterized. NCBI's taxonomy places the organism in Eukaryota, Viridiplantae, Streptophyta, Magnoliopsida, Brassicales, Brassicaceae. The transcript has 4 exons. Bases 1 to 2928 code for a protein of 975 amino acids. The record is from RefSeq and is a predicted model, not a curated record.
AUGGGUGAGACAACAAAAGGAGAUGCUACAAAACCAUCACCGAAUCAAAUCUCCUCACCUAAAGAUUCUUCACUCGAUCACCAAGCACCAAACCCAUCACUCCUCCAGCACCACCACCACCACCAAUCUUUCCUCCCUUCUCCGAUCUUCAUACCCACCGUCUCUUCUCCCGGAGCUCCGGCCAUCCCCAAACGUCCACGUUUUGGCACUUCCGGUGGUCUCUCUCCUCCUCAAUGGAAAGCCUUACCAUCUCCUUCCACUGUCCCAACGGCCUCCACAAUCUCCUCAUCACCGACACCUUCCACCGCCGUUGUAACAGCUUCUUCCACCGAAACAGCCGGAUCUUCACCGCCGGAUCAAGAAGCAACAAACAGCGAGAAACAACAACAAGCCGAAACGGAGUCGUUUCAACAUAAAUUCAGAAAAGGGAAGUACGUGAGCCCCGUGUGGAAACCAAACGAGAUGCUCUGGCUGGCAAGAGCCUGGAAAGUCCAGUACCAAAACCAAGCAACCGGGUCCGGAUCCGGAUCCGGGUCAGGCGAAGGAAGAGGGAAAACACGAGCGGAAAAAGACAGGGAAGUAGCCGAGUUCCUAAACCGACACGGCAUAAACCGAGACUCAAAAAUCGCCGGUACGAAAUGGGACAACAUGCUUGGUGAGUUCAGGAAAGUGUACGAGUGGGAAAAAUGCGGAGAGAAAGAAAAAUACGGUAAGAGUUACUUCAGGCUCUCUCCUUACGAGAGGAAGCAACAUCGUCUUCCCGCGUCUUUUGACGAAGAAGUCUAUCAAGAAUUGGCUCUUUUCAUGGGUCCACGUGUCAGAGCUCCGACUAUCAACCGGGGAGGAGCUCCGUCGGCUUUUACCUCAACUCCUCCGUCUGUUGAGGCACUACCUCCUCCUCAUCCUCCACUCAUGAUGACUUCAAGAGACGAAUAUGAUACUGAAAAUAACCCUAUGAUCUCUUCCAUUGGAAGAGCAAAGAGAUUAGCAGUAACAAUAGUUGGAGAUGAUAAUCCUCAAUAUAAUCCGUAUUCACACAACAUUGCUAGAGGAUCAGGUUUAUUCUCUAAUAAAUCACUAUACAUGAAUCCUUCUUCCGAGAUGAUCCCGUCUUCUUCUUCUUCGUCAUCCUCGGUAAAAGAUCUUCGCCGUAUUGGGAAAAUAAGGUUAACUUGGGAGGAAUCGGUUAACUUGUGGGGUGAAGAAGGAGAGAUUGAUUAUGGGAGAAUUAGGGUUAGUGGCUCGAGUUUCUUGAAUGCAGACGAGCUCACAUACUUGGACGACUCCAUGGUGGCUUGUACAAUGGAAUCAUUCGAAGAUGGACCUCUCAAGGGGUUUUCUUUGGAUAGAUUUAUUUCUGGUCAACAUCUUAAAGUCUUUGGAAGACAAAGGUCAACUUCAUCAUCUGUUCCUUCACCUCCAGUUACUGUAGCAGGUUUGUUUGAACGAGCACAGCUUCAACUCGCAGAACCCAUUUAUAAAUCAAUAUCAACACUGGAGCUCCAAGACCCAUCAGAGCAUUGCUUGAGUAAAUUGCGUGUACCAGCUGGAAGUCUUCCGAGUUUAUUUGACCUUGCACGGUAUCUUCAAGAACCACCGCCAGAAAAUCUCCGGUUUCCUCUCCGGCCAGACGUAUACAAAGACUUGCCACCGGGAAAAGAACUCUUCUUCUCCACCUCCUCCACCGAGCUACUAGAUUGUAGAGCAAUCACAUACGAUAUCGUCGCCCCCAUAAUGUCCCGCUUAAACCCUAAUAAUGGAUUCGUUAUCUCAAGCAAAGACUCGCUGAUCCCACUUUGGGACGACUGCGUUAACCGGAUGGUUUCAAAGUUUUGUGAAAUGGUGGUUUUGCGUAAACCAGAUUCGUCGUUUUGGGUUGAAAACGUACAAGAUCAGUGGCCAAACGUGAUGGGAUACAUAAAAGGAUUUGGGUUGUGGAGAGGAGAAGAGGCUGAUAAGGUACGAGAAGGUGGUACUGAUCCUUCUUCUCUAUUGGUCGAGAAGAUUCUUUGGUCGUACACUGAUCUUCCAUACAUUCUUGGAUACCACGCAAUAGGGUUCACGGUAACUUUCUGCGCUUUAAGCCUAUCAUCACAAGAUCGAGUGACCUGCACCGAUCUUUAUUCAUUCAACGUAUCAUCACCGUCAGAUAGAAUCAAAGCGUUGGUUCCUUGUUACCGUCUUGCUUCUCUUUUACCGUUGCUUGCGGAUCGGUGCACUACUACGACUACGAGGCCUUUAUGCUAUAACGACUUUGAGAGAAUCGAUCAUGGAGAUUAUGUGACAGAAGUAACGCCUCACACGGUGACUAAGUAUUACUCAAGCAAGAGAAAAUGGAUGAGUGUGAAAGGAAUCUACGAUUUUCUCGACCAAAGAGUUCCACACGCGGAGCAUUUGGAUAGGGCACGCGAGAAAGAUCUGUCGUUGAGUUUUAAGCCACGUGGAAUCAGAGUUAAACCACGAAACGUUGACCAGCUCAUCGACUCGCUGAUGUGUGUGACUAAAGCGCUCGUCGCCCUUCACGAUCUUUCGUUCAUGCAUCGUGACAUGGGAUGGGAUAAUGUUAUGAGAAGCACGGCGACGACCACAACAACAACUGACACGGAUUGGUUCGUUUGCGGGUUCGACGCGGCUGUUGAGUCCCCGCAGCUUAACCCGCACCGUCCUGUAGCUAAGGCGGUUGAGGAGGAGGAGGAGAAGGAGCGUGGGAGACACGCACCGGAGAUGGAGAGAGGCUUGCAUGCGGUGAAAGUUGAUGUGUGGGGAGUGGGUUAUAUGAUAAAGACGUGUGGAUUGAGUAAUGUGCCAAAGAUGUUGAGAGAACUUCAAGGGAAGUGUUUGGAACCGAACCAAGAGAACCGUCCGACCGCAGCUGAUUGCUUUCAUCACCUUCUCCAGGUUCAGUCUGCUAGUACAUCGUCGUAUUAGUCUACUCUUUUUUUGCUUUUCAAUUUUUUCUUGUUCUUGGAGCGGUCUUGUUCACAU